Molecule: messenger RNA, 462 nt
Organism: Protopolystoma xenopodis
Lineage: Eukaryota; Metazoa; Platyhelminthes; Monogenea; Polystomatidea; Polystomatidae
Source: the annotation of a GenBank genome assembly
AUGAAUGCGUUAAUGGGCGGCCGGCGUGAACUCGGCGCCAGAAGAAGACGGGACUGUCCGGGCAGGACAAUACAGUCUUCACGGACCGGUCAGCCCGGGGGAGAGAAGCAAGCGGGCCGUCAACUCGGCUUGCCGAGUUGCAAAUUAGGCCGUCGAGAGUGCAGGCAUCACUCGGUUGAUCGCCCAGCAACCGACUGCUUGACUGUCGAGCUGGAUGAAAUUGGUUUUCCAUACAGAGUCAUCUUCAUCAGACGGCUUUUAGAGAAGUUAAGGGGGCUGAGGCGUGAGGGUGGGGGCUACUUUGGACUCUUUGAAAGCCCAGUCUCACUCGUCGGACGGUACGCGGACAAACGUGACUGGGAAGUGGGCCAAGUCUACCCUCGAGAGGUGGGUGACACCGGGAAUAGCGAGCCUCAGCUGGAUUGGAGGCAAAUCAAAGAGGCAGACGUGUGGUACAGAUGA